ACAUUUUGGGUGCGUCCCUACUUCUGUCAACACUUGCCCAAUUCGUCAGCGCCUCGCAGCGUCUCCUCUCUCUCUCUCUCUCUCUGUCUCUCUCUCUCUCAGAUUCAAAACACCCAAAGCGCUCAAACGUCGCCUUGGUCGGUUAACUCCUCUCCUCCACCUCCCUGAUCCUUCGCUCCCACAUCUCUCUUCUCGCAUUCCCAUUCCUCCCUGUCCUUGUUCACCCAUGUUCCUUCUCCUCGUCUUCCCCUGCUCGAAUUGGUGCUAGAUUCUCCGAAUUAUUACUAGGGCUUUUUUUUUUUUUUCAGUACAUUCUCAUCAAUUUUCUUUCAAUCCACGUUCUUGGUCAUCCGCCAAUGUCCGCUUCGACAGUGUCGAUCACAGCAAAUCCAGCGGCGCGCCGGAGGCCGGUGGUGGCGGGAGAGAAGAAGUCGGGCAUCGAAUUGGUGACUAACGAGGCUGCCGUCCCACAAGUUAACGGCGGCGGGGAUGAUGGGGUUAGUGGUGGGAAGGAUCUCAGUCAUUCGAUUAGGGGAGAGGUUGUGCUCGAGAGGUCGAAAGAAGUGGUGCAGGUCCGGAAGGGCUUAGCCAGUUCCACCUUAUCGCCCCGACGGAACAGGAAGGUCUUGACGAAGCCCGAGAAGCCGAGGUGGCACACCGUACUUAGUGUCUUUACGAAAAAUUUCUUGCUUCUUCUUGUGCUGGUAGGACUUGUACAGAUGAUUCGAAAAUUGGCGCUCAAGUCUGCGGAUAGUUCGGCGGGGGUACCUAUGGGGGUGGGUGUUUCAGAUUUCGAGGGGCGAAUUGCGGAGGUGGAGGGGUUCAUGAAGACGACGACGAAGAUGAUGCAGGUGCAGGUGGAGGUAGUGGACAGGAAGAUUGAGAACGAGGUUGGGGGGUUGAGGAGGGAAUUGAAUAAGAAGAUUGAGGAGAAGAGUGCUGAAUUGGCGAGUGAGGUGAAAAGAUUGGAGGCUGAGAGUGAGGGCUUGGCAAAGGCAGUUGGCGAGUUGAGGGUGAUGGAUUUAUUGACGAAAGAAGAUUUGGAGAGGUUCUACGAUGAGUUGAAGGACGCCAAGGGCAGCGAGGUCAGAGAUAGCGAUAUGAGUUUGGAUGAUAUUAGAGCUGCAGCAAAGGAGAUAAUUGAGAAAGAGAUUGGGAGGCAUGCGGCUGACGGGCUUGGGAUGGUGGACUAUGCACUGGCUUCGGGUGGGGCCGCGGUGGUUAAGCAUUCAGAACCAUACAUUACCAGGAAGGGAAGUGGUUGGUUUAAUAUGGCAAAUCCAAAUGGGGUUCAUAAUGAUGCGAACAGGAUAUUGAAACCUAGUUUUGGAGAGCCGGGUCAGUGCUUUCCACUGAAAGGAAGCAGUGGGUUUGUUGUGAUUAGGCUAAGAACAGCCAUUGUUCCAGAGGCUAUUACUUUGGAGCAUGUUGCUAAGAGUGUUGCUUAUGACAGGUCGAGUGCUCCCAAGGACUGUCGUGUCUCAGGAUGGCUACAAGGGCGUGACACUGAAUUAAGUAGGGAGAAAAUGUAUCUUUUGGCAGAGUUCUCUUAUGAUCUUGAGAAGAGCAAUGCUCAGACCUUCAAUGUGUUAGAUUCAGCAGGCACUGGCAUUGUUGACAUGGUUAGGUUUGAUUUCACAUCCAACCAUGGAAGUCCUUCCCAUACUUGCAUUUAUCGCCUGAGGGUGCACGGCCACGAACCUGACUCAGUUUCAAUGAUGGCCAUGCAGUCUUGAUCCUUUGAUGCCACUCCGCAUUGGCUGCUCACUUGUUAAAUUUGUUCUGUAAUUUUGGUCCAUGCCUUCCUCUGAUUCUUUGUUAGGGUUUUUCCUUUCUUUUCUUUUCCUUUCCUUUGUUAGGUUUUCUUUUUCUUCUAAGUUUCCAGUUCCGAGUUUGUGCUGACCAUAUAUUUUUUUUUGUUUAAGUAUCAGUGUGCUUUAGAUGUUUGUACUUUCCUAGUGUCAGCAACUGUAUGUGUGCUUUAGAUCCCUUUUGCCCCUUCUUUUCCCCCUUUGCGUAAUUAUGGAGUAUGCUCAGUUUAAUGAGAUGACCUAUUUCGCA
Molecule: messenger RNA, 2061 nt
Organism: Malania oleifera
Lineage: Eukaryota; Viridiplantae; Streptophyta; Magnoliopsida; Santalales; Ximeniaceae
Product: SUN domain-containing protein 1-like
Exons: 2
Coding region: 357-1736 (459 amino acids)
Biological process (GO): nuclear envelope organization
Cellular component (GO): nuclear envelope
Molecular function (GO): protein-membrane adaptor activity
Source: RefSeq, a predicted model, not a curated record